Molecule: messenger RNA, 1446 nt
Organism: Rotaria sp. Silwood1
Lineage: Eukaryota; Metazoa; Rotifera; Eurotatoria; Philodinida; Philodinidae
Source: the annotation of a GenBank genome assembly
AUGGUAGGCUUCGAUGCAAAAAAUUUACAUAUUCUUGAUACGAAAUUUAUUUGUCCUGUGUGUUUUUUGAUAUUACGAGAUCCAGUACAAUUGACUGAAUGUGGUCAUCGAUAUUGUCAAACAUGUUUAAAUGUUGCACAAGAAAAAACAAGUAAAUGUCCGCAAUGUCAAGCAGAAACAUUAUCAACUAGUAUACGACUUGAUCGAGGCUUCAAAAAUGACAUGAAAACACUACCCAUUGAUUGUUCUUUUUGUCAGUGGACUGGUAUCUUAAAUAAUUAUCAAGAACAUCUUGAUCAAUAUCAUUUAAAUCUCAAAUGUGAAGAUUGUGGAGAACAAUUCAAUUCAUUUAACAGAUUUAAUGAACAUAAAGUCUUCGAAUGUCAACAGCUGCCUGUUAACUGUCCAUUAAAACGCUUUGGUUGUAAUGAACAAAUUAUCCGUGCUGAAAUGAAAAAUCAUUAUUUGAAUGAACAACAUCAACAUACCAUACUCAAUGUUGUUCGUCAAAUAUUAUUGCAAUUAAAUGAUAAACAAAUGGAUACUGAUCUUCCUCGAACAACAACUACAGGAACUUGUAAUUCGUCUAUAGGUCAAUUAGAAGAGCUUUAUGAAAUGUUCAAUAUCUUGGGAGAUGGCAUCGAAACAUUGACCAAUAAUGAACAAUGUCAAAGUAAUCAAUCACUUCAAAUACCAAUCAUAUCUCCUACAUUGACAGAAGAACCGAAUGUUAAAUUAUCCGUUGAUGAAUCUAAUGCUUUUUUGGAAGGAGUAAAUCAUAAUCAAGACAUACUCAAUCAAGAUUUAGCAUCAUUGCAAGAAAAAACCAAUGAUUUGCAACAUGUAUCAUAUGAUGGAACACUUGUUUGGAAAAUUACAAAUUUUCAAGAGAAAAUGAUUGAUGCACAAUCUGAAAGACAAACAUCCAUUUAUUCUCCUCCAUUUUAUUCUUCUCCAAAUGGUUAUAAAAUGAGAGCUCGUCUUUAUUUAAAUGGUGAUGGAAAUGCUCGUCGUACACAUAUGUCACUCUUUUUUGUGCUCAUGCGAGGUUUGAAUGAUCCAAUGCUCAAGUUUCCAUUCAAUUAUAAAGUCACAUUUUGUUUAUAUGAUCAAACACCUGCAGAGCGACAUAUUAUCGAUUCAUUUCGACCAGACAUUAAAUCGAGUAGUUUUCAACGACCUCGAUCAGAUAUGAAUAUAGCUAGUGGUAUACCAAAAUUUUUCCCAUUGAAAGCUAUUCAACAGGAAGGAAAUUCUUAUGUAAGAGACGAUACAAUAUUUAUUAAAAUUUUGGUUGAUUUUGAAGAAAUUCACAAAACAUUAUUAUCCUAUGCUUUAAGUCUCAAUCCUGGCUUACCAAUAUAUAUUCAACAAGCAAUGAUCGAAAAGAAGCGACAAGAAGAUCUAAACAAAAAUCUUCAGAAUAAACUGAAACAAAAGAAAUAA